ACGCCGAGUGCAGGUUAACGUUGGUCGUACAGCAGUCAUCAGUUGUCCAGCAUUUGGAAGUCCCGAACCAUCCAUUUCGUGGCUUAAGAACGGACAACCACUGAUCACGGACAAUCGGCAUGCCCUUUUGAAUGGUGGACGACAGCUAGAAAUCAGUGAUACUUCCGCUGACGACGAUGCUAGAUACACAUGCAUUGCAACAAACGACAUUGGCUUGGCCGAUUUGGAAACUUAUCUUCAAGUUGUUGGUGCACCGGUGAUAUCGGGUGGAAAACAAGAAAUGAUAGAAGUGCUUGUGAAUGAGCCAAAAGAUUUGAUUUGCGAUGCUUCCGGAACGGAGCCGAUUGAAAUUGAAUGGCUACGGGACGGAAAAGCAAUCGAGUUCGGCGGGGGUCCACGUUCUGCAACCAGCUAUUUGCAGGUUUCCUCACGUGGACGAAUCUUGCAUAUUUUGUCGGCGCAAGUUACGGAUUCUGCUCGUUACACGUGCAUUGCUCAGAACUCUGCUGGUGACGCAAAAAAAAUUUACGAUCUCGCUGUGCUUGUUCCGCCAACGAUCAACGAGACAUCCUCAUCGCCUCCGCUGCAAACCAUCAUUCCUGGCACUGGUUUUGCUGUGGAAUGUAAUGUUUACGCUAUUCCUGAUGCACAGGUUUGUAUUUUGCAUUUGAAGACAGAAAAAUGUUGAUU
This is a messenger RNA of Gongylonema pulchrum, 690 nucleotides long. Lineage: Eukaryota; Metazoa; Nematoda; Chromadorea; Rhabditida; Gongylonematidae. The record is from the annotation of a GenBank genome assembly.